AGCCGGGCCGCGGUGAGUCACCGGCCUGCGGCUGCGAGGGGGCGGAGGCGGGACUGCUCUCCAGCCGCCCGGGCCCUCGGAAUAAAACCGAGGGGGCGAAGAAAGCCGCAGCCUUGGCCUCAAGGAGAAAAGUGCUUAGAAUCAAAAGCAACGAGUUAAAUGUGUUCUUCAGUGAAACUAACAGCAGGAAAAAAACCCCAAACCCUUCAGCACAGUUUUUAAUUCAGUGCAUACUCUCAAAAAAUGAAGGAAAGCUGGUCUUCCUUUGACACUUUUGAGCCUAACUUCAGGCCUUUGGUAGUAAUUGAGCUUGCAAAAGGCACCAAAGAGGAAACCAGGGAAUGGCUCACUAAAAGAAUUGUGGACAAAAAGGCAAAUGGAGGUGCACAACUGCUGGUUAAACCGUUGGCCACAGAAAAUGAAGACCAAAAUAUUUAUCUAGUUGGAGCUUCCCACUUACGGCUGUUGCUGGGAGCUGAAACUGUGGGUUUGGUGAAGGAAUGUAAUGAUAACUCAAUGAGAACUUUUACAUACAGUAGUAGAAAAACUUUUAAAAAUUUUGCAGAUGACAAUCACAAUUUCCUUACAAUGGCAGAAUGUCAAUAUAUCAUCAAACAUGAACUUGAAAAUUUGAGAGCUAAAGAUGAAAAAAUCAUCCCUGGAUAUCCUCAGGCAAGGCUAUAUCCAGGAAAAUCGAUUGUGAGAAGAUUAUUGACUAGUGGUAUCCUAGUUCAGAUAUUUCCACUGCAUGACCGAGAAGAGUUGAAAAAGCUCCGGCAUACCUGGUAUGGUCGAGUCAAAAUUGGCUAUCAACCUUUAGAUGAAAUACGCUGCUACUUUGGUGAAACCAUUGCUCUCUACUUUGGCUUCUUAGAAUACUUCACAUUUGCUUUGAUUCCGAUGGCUGUCAUUGGGAUUCCUUAUUAUGUAUUUGCAUGGGAAGACUACGAUAAAUACGUGAUGUUUGCUGCAUUCAAUCUACUCUGGUCCACUGUGAUCCUGGAAGUUUGGAAGCGGUUUUGUGCUAUGUUGACGUACCGUUGGGGGACCCUAUUAAUGAAGCGGCAGUUUGAAGAACCAAGACCAGGAUUCCAUGGUGUUCUGGGUAUUAAUCCUGUCACUGGGAGGGAAGAACCAGUGUACUCCAGUAUUAGAAGACAGAUACGGAUUUAUCUGGUAUCCUUGCCGUUUGUGUGCCUUUGCCUCUACUUCUCACUGUAUGUGAUGAUGAUUUACUUCGACUUAGAACAGUGGGCUCUGGAUUAUCAUAAGGAGAAUGAAUCUAACUUCAGCAGUUUGAUGCUGUUUGUGCCCAGCAUCAUAUACGCUAUUGUGAUUGAAAUUAUGAACCGUAUCUAUCGGUAUGCUGCUGAAUUUUUAACGUCAUGGGAAAAUCACAGGCUGGAAUCUUCAUAUCAGAAUCACUUAAUUCUGAAGGUUUUAGUAUUCAACUUCUUAAAUUGUUUUGCAUCGCUCUUCUACAUAGCUUUUGUGCUGUUUGACAUGAAGCUUUUGAGACAGAGCUUGGCCACUUUGCUGAUAACUUCACAGAUUCUUAAUCAGUUUGCAGAAGCCUUCCUUCCUUACUGGCUACAAAAGAGGCAUAAGAAGAGGAUGAAGAAAAAAAAUUGUUCUCAGAAAACAGAUAUGGACAUUUCAUUAGCUGAGCAAGUCAAUUUGGAAAAAGAAAUGGGCACUUAUUUUGGUACUUUUGAUGAUUACUUGGAGUUAUUCUUACAGUUUGGCUAUGUGAGUCUCUUCUCAUGUGUUUACCCAUUGGCAGCUGUCUUUGCAGUAUUAAACAACAUCACAGAGAUAUAUUCUGAUGCCUUAAAAAUGUGUAGAGUUUAUAAGCGUCCAUUUGCAGAACCCACAGCAAGUAUAGGUGUUUGGCAGCUGGCUUUUGAAACUAUGAGUGUCAUAUCAGUAGUUACUAACUGCAUACUAAUUGGAAUGUCUCCCCAAGUGAAUGCCCUUUUCCCAGAUUCAAAAAUGGACCUCGUUUUGACUGUGGCAUUGGUAGAGCAUAUGCUACUUGCAAUGAAGUUUGUCAUGGCAUUUGUAAUUCCUGAUAAACCAAGAGAUAUCCAGAUAAAAUUGGCUAGGUUGGAAUUUGAAUCUCUGGAGGCACUCAAGCAACAGCAAAUGAAACUCGCUGCUGAGUCACUGAAGGAGUAAACAGAUGAAGGAAUGAAGAUGACUAGAGCAAUCGCGGGUGAAUGCAUGCACUUCUUGAGCAUUUGUUUAUGAUGAUCUGUAGCUCCGAGCGUGCGCUCUGCCAUGUAUUCAGUAGGUGGCACCUCCUUAUAUAAUACUGGGUAAAUCACUGUUCACUGCUUGAUAUGGUAAAGAAAAGGAUAAUAAGUUCUGCCUUUCUGCCGUCUGAAACUCUUUUUUCACAACUGUUUGUGAGGCAACACCAAAUAACGCCCUCUGUUUUAUGAAAGCUCUAGUUGAAAUCUGCCAGAGUCACCAAUACUUCAAACCAAGUGAUUCAAAACAACUGUUAUGAUGAAGCAUCUAAAAGCUAACUAUAGUUUUGAACUGUAACUUUGUAAAACAAAAAGAAAAAACCCAAGUACAUUAGUACUUAAUUCAUAGUUUACUAUCCCUAUUGCCCCUUUCAUUUAUGCAUUACAAUAUUUAAUCAGUCCUCUAUUUUUUUUCAAAGAUCACUUACUAGCUGCUGUUUACACCUAGCAGAUCAGUGUAAAUGUUUUGUAUAUUAUGUAAUGCAAUGUAUGAUUGUUCCCUGAGGAAUAUUUGAAUACUAAUGCUAUAAAGUAUGCGUUAUACACUCCAGUGUGCUAGGUAUCUAAAUAAAUCCAGUUAAAAUAUUUGCAAAAGCUGGGAAAAAGCAUUCAGUAGGAAACCGAUUGCUGAUCAGUAAUUUAUAAUAAAUAAAUAAAUAAAAUAUAGUUAGCAGUUAUUUGCAUAUUUAUUUUUUGAUUUACAUUAGCUUUUGGUACUCCUGGCUGUUUUGAACUAUGUGGUCUUCUGGUUAAAUGAAUUGACACUAACAGAACAAUUAAACUUGACGCUAUAUACCAGUAACUCGUGUAUAUCAUGAAUGUCUUAUUUGUUUCCUGAAUUUCACAAAAUUUUCCUGAUGUUUUAUUGCUUUCUGAGAUUAUUAAGACCAAAAUUCACUCACUUGCUCUGUGACCUUGAAACAGUUUAUUUUCUCCUGCUAUGACCGUCAUCUUUGGUAGAUCUAACUUAUAUGUGACACUUUCCUACAGACUUUCCCAAACAGAAUUCCAGUAUAAUAAAUGAAGAUAUUUGCCUA
Molecule: messenger RNA, 3289 nt
Organism: Rhea pennata
Lineage: Eukaryota; Metazoa; Chordata; Aves; Rheiformes; Rheidae
Gene: ANO10
Product: anoctamin 10
Exons: 14
Coding region: 244-2178 (644 amino acids)
Source: RefSeq, a predicted model, not a curated record